Prorocentrum cordatum is the source of this 1758-nucleotide messenger RNA. Lineage: Eukaryota; Dinophyceae; Prorocentrales; Prorocentraceae. The record is from the annotation of a GenBank genome assembly.
CCAUUUUGGCUCAAGGACUAGCUCGAGACUUCGUACAAGAGCGCAGACUCUUCCCUGCAUCAACGCGGGGGCCACAUGCUGCGUGAACCAUUACGGGGCGACUGCUGCGAGGGGUUCGUUGUCCGCACGACCACGGAAGACCCAGUUUGGCGCUGCGCGUUCGCCGUCGGUCAAGCAGUGCGUGUUUGGUGGAGGCAGACGACAGGCAGCCAGUACCUCGCGUCGCCAACAAGCCGCAGACAGUUUUGGAGGUACUACUGGAUUUCAAUUCUUUUUUGGCUGGCUUCUUGGAUCGGCUUGACGUGCGCAGGAGAGGUCACCUUUGGCAUUGCGGAGCAGUGGUUCUUGCUGUCGCUAGUGUUGUUGAUGCUGCUGUCCUUGGCCAUGACGGCAUUGCCAACGACAUCCGUAUGGUCGGACAUCUUCAUUACCACCACAUUCAGUGUGAUGUUUUGGAUGCUUAACGUACACUCUCCCCUGAAUGGUGUGAUUACACAACUCCCCGUGUACAUCCUUGUGUGCUGGGCCCUUGGAUUGCACAGUUCCUGUGUACUGUAUUUCGGCAUUUCUGGAGGCAUCUGCGUCCUCCAUUGCGCUCCGAGCGUGGAUCCGCUCAUAUUGGUUCAGGCGAUGGUGGUUUUUGUCCCAGUCUUCUUCCUUGAGUGGCUGGGUACGGCCCAUUUCUGGAAACUGCAGGAUCUCCUCAACGUUUCGACAGACGGGCAGUUGAUAAUAAACAGGAGCACUGGCGUCGUUGUCACCGUGACCGAACAGGUGCAAGAACUAUUAGGCGGAAGCACUGUUGGGACACAAUUCAAGCACUUCGUUCAUAGCAGUGAUCGUGCCCAAAUCGAUCGUCUGUGUAGCACGAGUCGUGGUGAGCCCUGGGAGACUUUCUUGGCCACGCUUCACCCUAUAGACUCUUCGAAAGGCAUGCCUACGCAUGAGUUCGACGCUUGCAUCAUACCUUACGAAAUCACUGGGCCUCUUUUGCACUUUUGCGUUCAAGUCGUGGGAGAGGUGAGGUCAUGCGAUUUUGGCACUCGCUCCGAGCAGUCACCAAUGGAGAACUCGAGCGCCGCUCCAGGCAGUACCACUCUAUGCAACUCUCAGCAGACACCGAUAAACACUUCGAGCGCCACUUUGGCCCAGAUCGAACGCCACUCCAGGCAGGGAGACAGCGCGACACCAGUCGCGCAUCAAGGGCAUCAGGACUAUGGUCAGCAGUCGAUGUGUCGUGGGGAUGAAGCAGCACCGCCUGCUGAGCACCAGGGCCUCGGCCUGUGUGUCGGGCAGGAGAACAGCGUGGCGUCGUCCGCGCUCCGGGAGCGCCAGGACGACGGCGGGACGUCCUCGAACGCCGAGGACGCGGCGUGGAUGGCGCUGCACGAGUCGCCCGACGAGACGGACGCGAGCGCUGGCCGCCCGCCGAGGUCGCCCGCCGAGGGGGCCGCACCGCCGCGGGGGCCGCCGGGGGCCUCGGCGGGGAGCGCGCUCCGGCGGGCUGGCCUCCGGGAGCCGGCAGGGGGCCCCGGGCAGGGCGGCCGCGGGAGGCCGAACCAGUUGCUGCCCGCCAGGGCCGCCGGGCCAGGGGGCGGGCGGGCGCCCCGCGCGCCGCCGGCGGGCGGCGUGGGCGCGAGCGAAGCGGGGCAGGUCGGGGUCCCCGCGGGCUCUGGUGCUCUGGGCGCACGGCGCUCGCAGCGCUCGCGGGCUCCGCUGUCGGGGGGCGCCGUCCCGGUGCGCUGGGUGUCGAUGUAG